Messenger RNA from Rotaria socialis, 312 nucleotides. The record is from the annotation of a GenBank genome assembly. NCBI's taxonomy places the organism in Eukaryota, Metazoa, Rotifera, Eurotatoria, Philodinida, Philodinidae.
AUGAUAUUGAAAGUUAGAAGCGAAGCAGUUUGUGAAUCAGCAGCGUCAACUUUAAAAGGGCACAUACACAAUAACCGUUCAUUACAGUAUGAUUCAUUAGAUGAAGAAGUCAUGUUACAUUGGAAUGCACCACCAAUGCGUACAGCUGAUUUAUUUAUCAGAAGUUCACUUAAUGAUUAUUUUAGUCAUACCAAACAAAAACAGUGGUUAUUUUAUAAAAAAAUGUCAACAAUAUCAAGUUUGGAAGCUUGUUUCUCCGGGUUCAGUUGUUUUAAAUCGUUUGCGCAAGAUACAAGUGGGAAGAUUACCUGA